CGCGCCCAGCCCACCAGUACCAGCACCCCUCCUCCACUCUGAGCUCAGUCACUUACACGCACACACACUCUCUUUUAACUCUCCUGCUGUGUGCCAGUCCCUCUCUCCCUCUCGACUUCCUCUAAGUGGCCACAGGUCCUCUCUUUUCUCUUGUCCUCUUCACAUCCCUCCACCACUCUCUUUCCAACUCCAGCUGUGAGAACAACCCCGCUCUGUCUGUUUGUCUUCACCUCUACAAGUUAAACGGAUCUCAGGCCGCUACUUUCAAUAACAUUUCACUGAAGACUUAUUCUGGUCCUUCCCUCUUUCCCUCUGGAGAGGCCGGUUGGUGUGCGUCUAGCGUGUGUGCAGCAGCGUGUGGAAGGGCUCUGGUGUCGUGCUCUGCCCCGAGGGAGUCCAUAAAGGUUGUGACUGGAGGAGAAAAGUUUUCAACACAAUGAAUGUUCAGUUGUUGCUCCUGUUGGCCCUGGUUGGCCCUUUCUGCGCCUUAACACAUGCAAGCCCCACAGAGAUCCCUCCACAACCCGAUGAGACCCUUAACACUGUGACAGACAUCAUCCCUGAGACCACCGAUUCUCCAAAAGAGGAACUGACUGUUAUCACUGGUCCUCCUGCAACUGAACCAGCGGCGGCCCCUGAAAAAGUUGCAACAGAAGUUGUCACCGAGCCGGCAACUCCUUUCUUCACUGUUAAUACUGACGUCAUCGAGACGGAAGCCCCUUCUGUUGCUACUACUGCAGCAGCACCAGAACCCCUUAUCACUGACGCUCCGGUAGUGGAGACCGAAGCUGCCACUGAGCCAGCUGAUGUAGAGGAACAGCUUGAGGUGACGGAAGCCGCCCAGACGGUUGGAGGGAUGGGCAUUGAAGACGACACAGAGGAUCUUCACACAGAGGAGGGUCUGAGUUCUGGCCAGGUAGUCGGGAUUGUGAUUGGCGCUCUGUUGGCUGUGGUCAUCCUCAUCGCCGUGGUGAUUGCUGUGGUGAGGAGGAUGGGAAAAUACUCCCCUUGAGGAAAAAGUCUUCCAAGCAGCAAGAGCGCUCAAAGUUCUGGAAAUUCUGAACUACUGAACUGGGACGUCUUUUGCGAUCAUUAAAACAACGAUACCAGAACCAAACCAAUCUAACCAGGACUCUGGACUGUUGCCAAAAAAGAGGGGGAGGGAGGCUUGUGUGUUAAUGUAUGUUAUGUAUGAAUGUGAGACAAGAGGGGUACAAGAGCAAACAUACUCACCCCCCCCCCAUCCCCCCCACCCGCUACCUCCCUGACCCCCACAGGAGCCGCUGAUAUAAAAGGUUAUGUCCUUCCCUACUCCCGUGAAGAUAACAAAACACGUUGACGGCAGGAUGUCACAAAGAAUUUCAGGCCUUUUUAAAUGCAAUUUUUUUUAUU
Molecule: messenger RNA, 1392 nt
Organism: Etheostoma cragini (Arkansas darter)
Lineage: Eukaryota; Metazoa; Chordata; Actinopteri; Perciformes; Percidae
Gene: pdpn
Exons: 4
Coding region: 437-1012 (191 amino acids)
Source: RefSeq, a predicted model, not a curated record